Molecule: messenger RNA, 348 nt
Organism: Cylindrotheca closterium
Lineage: Eukaryota; Bacillariophyta; Bacillariophyceae; Bacillariales; Bacillariaceae
Source: the annotation of a GenBank genome assembly
AUGGUCCAGCUUGAGGAGCCAACAGUUGAAACGUCCCAGGUUCCAGUCAGUCUUGGAAAACCCUCUCUUAGAGUGAGACUAGAGGCUUACUAUUCUCUGAUCGAUCCAGAACGAUUGCAAGACGGCACAAAAUGGAGACAGAUCUUUGAUGAAGUUUACACAAAAUACGGAGGUACUUACACCGGAGAGAGGCGACUGUCAUCAAAGCUUACUAAAAAGUAUGGUUCUAGGGUCAAGUUAUUCCUGGCUGAACAGACACAGAAGAAGCAUGAAGAGUCCACAACUCUUCGCUUCGACGAGUCAUGCUUCGUCGGAAGCCGAAGUUCGAGAACGGAACAAUUAUUUUGA